AUGACCUUUGAUGAGAUGGUGGAGAUGGUUGCAAUUGUUGAAGAGGAGGACUAUGAUUGUCUAAUAGGACCUUACAGGAAACCUAAGAAGCUAAAGGGCCAGAUCAUGGAGAAGCCUCAACUCACUCAUCCCCUCGAGGAAUUUUCACUAAAAUAUGCAUCUGUUGACUUGGCUAUCCAACACAUCCUACAGUUGGGUAGGGGUGCUUGGCUUUCCAAAGCGGAUAUCACUGACGCCUUUAAACUACUUCCCAUUAGUCCGGCCCUCUGGCAGUGGCAUGGUAUCAAAUGGCGAGGGCAGUAUUUUUUCGCUACCAAAUUAACGUUUGGUUCAAAAAGCAGUCCGUUUUUGUUUGACACCUUUGCCCGGGCAUUGCAUUGGAUCCUGGAGGACUACGGUAGUUGUCAAAGGGUCAUUCACUACCUUGACGACUUCCUGUUGUUGGAAGACCCUGGGCGCCCACCCAGGGAUCUGCAGGUACUUACGGGUUUAUUUUCAGGGUUAGACGUCCCGCUAGCAGCUCAUAAAAUGGAGGGCCCAGCCAAGGUCAUCACCUUCUUGGGGAUCACGCUGGACUCUGAGCUUAUGGUCGCUAGCCUGCCCUUGGAGAAGCUGGCCAGGAUUCGUCAGGUCAUCCAUCAGUUUGUCCGUUCCCCGGUAUGUUCAAAAAGGGACUUGCAGUCUCUUUUGGGGAUGCUCAACCAUGCCAUGAGGAUCAUUCCUCAGGGCAGGGCGUUUGUGUCCAGGUUACUGGCUGUGCUUCCCCAGGCGUACCGUCCAGCUAGGCCAAGGCACGCCACAGGCCUUGGUGGUUGGGGUCACUACGUAUUACGGGUGAAGAUUCUGACUACAACCAAUACCAGUGUUCCUACUCCAGAAACAAGUACUACAAUAACUUCCAGUACAACAGAUCCCAUUACCAGUGAAACAGCUAGUUCAACAACUGCACCAACAGUGCCUAGUUCAACAGGCUCUUCAGGUGGCACAACAACACCGACCAGCCCUGGAACUACUACUAUAAUUAUAUCAACAACGGGGUCUACAACUUGGCCAACAUCUACUACCUCAAGUUUAAUUUCUCCAACAACCUUUACAACAGCAGGAUCCCUCAUUACUGGCAUGACAUCUGGCCCAACAUCUACAACAACACAGGUUAUUUCAACUGGUUCUCCAACUAGUACGACUCCCACUAGUACUGAAACUACUACUUUAACAACAUCCACAAUAACAAGUUCAUCAACUCCAAAAACAUCCACAACAGCCGGUAACACCACUACAACAUCUAGCUCAACAUCUGCAGAAAAUACCGUUAGUUUAACUGCUUCCCCAACUACUACAACUCCCAAUAGUGCUGAGACUACCACCAAAACAACAUUAACUACACUGGGCUCUACUACUUUGACAACUUCCAGUACAACAGGAUCCAUUACCAGUGAAAAAACUAGUUCAACAAUUGCAACAACACUGCUUAGUUCAACAGAUUCUUCAGGUAGUACAACAACACCCACCAGCCCUGGAACUACUACUGUACUUUUUUCAACUACAGCAGGGUCUUCAACUUUGCCAACAUCUACUACUUCAAGUCCUUCAACUCCAAUAAUAUCCACAACAGCAGUUUCCUUCACCACUGGCAUAACAUCUAGUCCAAAAUCUUCAACAACACAGCUUAUUUCAACUGUUUCCCCAACUAGUACAACUCCCACUAGUACUGAAACUGCUAUAAUUACAGCAUCUACAAUAACAAGCUCAUCUACUCCUACAACUUCCACAACACCCGGUAUCACCACCACCACAACAUCUAGUUCAACAUCUGCAACAACACUGCUUAGUUCAACUGUUUCCCCAAUUAGUACAACCCCUAACAGUGCUGAUACUACCACUUUAACAUCAUCAACUACACUGGAGUCUACUACUCCAACAACCUCCACAAUAACUGGAUCCCUCACUACUGGUCCAACAUCUACAACAACACAGCUUAUUUCUACUGUUUCCCCAACUAGUACAACUCCUACUAGUACUGAAACUAUUACUUUAACAACACCGACGAUAACAAGCUCAUCAACUCCUACAACUUCCACUACACCUGCUAUUACCACCACAACAUCUACGAGUGAAACAACUAGUUCAAUAACUGCAACAACACUGUCUAGUUCUACAGGCUCUUCAGGUAGUACAACACUCACUAGUCGUGGGACUACUACUGUAAUUAUAUCAACUACAACGGGGUCUACAACUUUGCCAACAUCUACUACCUCAAGUCCUAUUUCUUUAACGGUCUCCACAACAACAGGAUCCCCCACUACUGGCAUAACAUCUGGUCCAACAUCAGCAACAACACAGCUUAUUUCUACUGAUUCCCCAACUAAUACAACUCCUAAUAGUGCUGAGACAACCACUUUAAUACCAUCAACUACUAUGGAGUCUACUACUUCACCAACUUCCAGUACAACAGGAUCCAUUACCAGUGAAACAACUAGUUCAACAGCUGUAACAACACUGUCUAGUUCAACAGGCUCUUCAGGUAGUACAGCAACACCCACUAGUCCUGGAACUACUACUGUAAAUUUAUCAACUACAACGGGGUCUACAACUUUGCCAACAUCUACUACCUCAAGUCCUAUUUCUUUAACGGUCUCCACAACAACAGGAUCCCCCACUACUGGCAUAACAUCUGGUCCGACAUCAGCAACAACACAGCUUAUUUCUACUCAUUCCCCAACUAAUACAACUCAUACUAGUACUGAAACUAUUACUUUAACAUCACCCACGAUAACAAGCUCAUCAACUCCUACAACUUCCACAACACCUGCUAUUACCACCACAACAUCUACCAGUGAAAUAACUAGUUUAACAACUGCAACAGUCCUGUCUAGUUCAACAGGCUCUUCAGGUAGUACAACACCCGCUAGUCCUGGAACUACUACUGUAAUUAUAUCAACUACAACAGGGUCUACAACUUUGCCAACAUCUACUACCUCAAGUCCUACUUCUCCAACAGCCUCCACAACAACAGGAUCCCUCACUACUGGCAUAACAUCUGGUCCAACAUCAGCAACAACGCUGCUUAGUUCAACUGUUUCCCCAACUAGUACAUCUCCUAAUAGUGCUGGGACUACAACUUUAUCACCAUCAACUACACUGGAGUCUACUACUUCACCAACUUCCAGUGCAACAGGAUCCAUUAACAGUAAAACAACUAGUUCAACAGCUGUAACAACACUGUCUAGUUCAACAGGCUCUUCAGGUAGUACAACAACACCCACUAGUCCUGGAACUACUACUGUAAAUUUAUCAACUACAACGGGGUCUACAACUUUGCCAACAUCUACUACCUCAAGUCCUAUUUCUUUAACGGUCUCCACAACAACGGGAUCCCCCACUACUGGCAUAACAUCUGGUCCAACAUCAGCAACAACACAGCUUAUUUCUACUGAUUCCCCAACUAAUACAACUCCUAAUAGUGCUGAGACAACCACUUUAAUACCAUCAACUACUAUGGAGUCUACUACUUCACCAACUUCCAGUACAACAGGAUCCAUUACCAGUGAAACAACUAGUUCAACAGCUGUAACAACACUGUCUAGUUCAACAGGCUCUUCAGGUAGUACAACAACACCCACUAGUCCUGGAACUACUACUGUAAAUUUAUCAACUACAACGGGGUCUACAACUUUGCCAACAUCUACUACCUCAAGUCCUAUUUCUUUAACGGUCUCCACAACAACGGGAUCCCCCACUACUGGCAUAACAUCUGGUCCAACAUCAGCAACAACACAGCUUAUUUCUACUGAUUCCCCAACUAAUACAACUCCUAAUAGUGCUGAGACAACCACUUUAAUACCAUCAACUACUAUGGAGUCUACUACUUCACCAACUUCCAGUACAACAGGAUCCAUUACCAGUGAAACAACUAGUUCAACAGCUGUAACAACACUGUCUAGUUCAACAGGCUCUUCAGGUAGUACAGCAACACCCACUAGUCCUGGAACUACUACUGUAAAUUUAUCAACUACAACGGGGUCUACAACUUUGCCAACAUCUACUACCUCAAGUCCUAUUUCUUUAACGGUCUCCACAACAACAGGAUCCCCCACUACUGGCAUAACAUCUGGUCCAACAUCAGCAACAACACAGCUUAUUUCUACUGAUUCCCCAAGUACAACUCAUACUAGUACUGAAACUAUUACUUUAACAACACCAACGAUAACAAGCUCAUCAACUCCUACAACUUCCACAACACCUACUAUUAUCACCACAACAUCUACCAGUGAAACAACUAGUUCAACAACUGCAACAACCCUGUCUAGUUCAACAGGCUCUUCAGGUAGUACAACACCCACGAGUCCUGGAACUACUACUGUAAUUAUAUCAACUACAAUGGGGUCUACAACUUUGCCAACAUCUACUACCUCAAGUCCUACUUCUCCAACAGCCUCCACAGCAACAGGAUCCUUCACUACUGGCAUAACAUCUGGUCCAACAUCAGCAACAACACUGCUUAGUUCUACUGUUUCCACAACUAGUACAUCUCCUAAUAAUGCUGGGACUACAACUUUAUCACCAUCAACUACACUGGGGUCUACUACUUCACCAACUUCCAGUACAACAGGAUCCAUUACCAGUGAAACAACUAGUUCCACAGCUGUAACAACACUGUCUAGUUCAACAGGCUCUUCAGGUAGUACAACAACACCCACUAGUCCUGGAACUACUACUGUAAUUAUAUCAACUACAACAGGGUCUACAACUUUGCCAACAUCUACUACCUCAAGUCCUACUUCUCCAACAGCCUCCACAACAACAGGAUCCCUCACUACUGGCAUAACAUCUGGUCCAACAUCAGCAACAACGCUGCUUAGUUCAACUGUUUCCCCAACUAGUACAUCUCCUAAUAGUGCUGGGACUACAACUUUAUCACCAUCAACUACACUGGAGUCUACUACUUCACCAACUUCCAGUACAACAGGAUCCAUUAACAGUAAAACAACUAGUUCAACAGCUGUAACAACACUGUCUAGUUCAACAGGCUCUUCAGGUAGUACAACAACACCCACUAGUCCUGGAACUACUACUGUAAAUUUAUCAACUACAACGGGGUCUACAACUUUGCCAACAUCUACUACCUCAAGUCCUAUUUCUUUAACGGUCUCCACAACAACGGGAUCCCCCACUACUGGCAUAACAUCUGGUCCAACAUCAGCAACAACACAGCUUAUUUCUACUGAUUCCCCAACUAAUACAACUCCUAAUAGUGCUGAGACAACCACUUUAAUACCAUCAACUACUAUGGAGUCUACUACUUCACCAACUUCCAGUACAACAGGAUCCAUUACCAGUGAAACAACUAGUUCAACAGCUGUAACAACACUGUCUAGUUCAACAGGCUCUUCAGGUAGUACAGCAACACCCACUAGUCCUGGAACUACUACUGUAAAUUUAUCAACUACAACGGGGUCUACAACUUUGCCAACAUCUACUACCUCAAGUCCUAUUUCUUUAACGGUCUCCACAACAACAGGAUCCCCCACUACUGGCAUAACAUCUGGUCCGACAUCAGCAACAACACAGCUUAUUUCUACUCAUUCCCCAAGUACAACUCAUACUAGUACUGAAACUAUUACUUUAACAACACCAACGAUAACAAGCUCAUCAACUCCUACAACUUCCACAACACCUACUAUUAUCACCACAACAUCUACCAGUGAAACAACUAGUUCAACAACUGCAACAACCCUGUCUAGUUCAACAGGCUCUUCAGGUAGUACAACACCCACGAGUCCUGGAACUACUACUGUAAUUAUAUCAACUACAAUGGGGUCUACAACUUUGCCAACAUCUACUACCUCAAGUCCUACUUCUCCAACAGCCUCCACAGCAACAGGAUCCUUCACUACUGGCAUAACAUCUGGUCCAACAUCAGCAACAACACUGCUUAGUUCUACUGUUUCCACAACUAGUACAUCUCCUAAUAGUGCUGGGACUACAACUUUAUCACCAUCAACUACACUGGGGUCUACUACUUCACCAACUUCCAGUACAACAGGAUCCAUUACCAGUGAAACAACUAGUUCCACAGCUGUAACAACACUGUCUAGUUCAACAGGCUCUUCAGGUAGUACAACAACACCCACUAGUCCUGGAACUACUACUGUAAUUAUAUCAAAUACAACAGGGUCUACAACUUUGCCAACAUCUACUACCUCAAGUCCUAUUUCUUUAACAGCCUCCACAACAACAAGAUCCCUCACUACUGGCAUAACAUCUGGUCCGACAUCAGCAACAACACAGCUUAUUUCUACUGAUUCCCCAAGUACAACUCAUACUAGUACUGAAGCUAUUACUAUAACAACACCCACGAUAACAAGCUCAUCAACUCCUACAACUUCCACAACACCUACUAUUAACACCACAACAUCUGGUCCAACAUCAGCAACAAUACUGCUUAGUUCAACGAUUUCCCCAACUAGUACAACUCCUAAUAGUGCUAAUAGUGCUGGAACUACAACUUUAUUACCAUCAACUACACUGGAGUCUACUACUUCACCAACUUCCAGUACAUUAGGAUCCAUUACCAGUGAAACAACUAGUUCAACAUCUGUAACAACACUGUCUAGUUCAAUAGGCUCUUCAGGUAGUACAACACCCACGAGUCCUGGGACUACUACUGUAAUUAUAUCAACUACAAUGGGCUCUACAACUUUGCCAACAUCUAAUACCUUAAGUCCUACUUCUCCAACAGCCUCCACAACAACAGGAUCCCUCACUACUGGCAUAACAUCUGGUCUGACAUCAGCAACAACACUGCUUAGUUCAACGGUUUCCCCAACUAGUACAACUCUUAAUAGUGCUGGAACUACCACUUUAAUGCCAUCAACUACAACAGGAUCCAUUACCAGUGAAACAAGUAGCUCAAAAAUUGUAACAACAAUGCUUAGUUCAACAGAUUCUUCAGUUCAUACAACAACAUCCACCAGCCCUGGAAAUUCUGGUAAUAUUUUUUCAAUUACAACAGGUUCUACAACUUUGCCAACAUCUACUAUCUUAAUUCCUUUGACUCCAACAACCUCCACAACAACAGGUUACCUCACCACUGGCAUAACAUCUAGUCCAGCAUCUUCAACAACACAGCUAACUUCAACUGUAUCUCCAACUAUUACUCCCACUAGUACUGAAACUGCUACUUUUACAACAUCCACAAUAACAAGCUCACCAACUCCUGCAACUUCCACAGCACCCGUUAACAUCACCACAAUGUCUAGUUCAACAUCUGCAACAACACUGCUUAGUUCAACUGUUUCCCCAAAUAGUACAACUCCCACUAGUACUGAAACUGCUACGUUUACAACAUCCACAAAAACAAGCUUAUCAACUCCUACAACUUCCACAUUACACACUAACACCACCACAACAUCUAGUUCAACAUCUGCAACAACACUGCUUAGUUCAACUGUUUCCCCAACUAGUACAACUCCUAAUAGUGCCUGGACUACCACUUUAACACCACCAACUACACUGGAGUCUACUACUUUAAUGACUUUCAGUACAACAGGAACUAUUACCAGUGAAACAACUAGUUCAACAACUGCAACAACACAGUCUAGUUCAACAGGGUCUUCAGGUAAUACAACAACACAUACUAGUCCUGGAUCUACUACUGUAAUUAGUACAACUGGGUCUACAACUUUGCCAACAUAUUCUACCUUAAGUCCUACUUCUCCAACAACCUUCACAUCAACAGGAUCCCUCACUACUGAUAUAACAUCUGGUCCGACAUCUGUAACAACACAUCUUAUUUCAACUGUUUCCUCAACUAGUACAACUCCCACGAGUACGGAAACUACUCCUCUGACAACGUCCAUAAUUACAAGCUCAUUGAUUCCUACAACUUCCACAACACCCGGUAACACCACUACAACAUCUUCAACAACACUGCUAAGUUUAGCUGUUUCCCCAACUAGUACUACUUCUAAUAAUGCUGGGACUACCAUUUUAACAACAUCAACUACUCCAGGGUCUACAACUUUAAUAACUUCUAGUGCAACAGGAUCAAUUACCAGUGAAACAGCUAGUUCAUCAAUUGUAACAACACUACCUAGUUCAACAGGUUCUUCAGUUAUUACAACAGAAUCCACUAGUCCGGGAACUAAUACUUUAAUUGUAUCAACUACAAUAGGGUCUACCAUUAUACCAACAUCCAGUACUUCAGGCACUACUAUAACAAGCUCCAUAACAACAAAAUCUGUCAACGGUGAAACUCCUACAGCUUCAGCAUCUACAACAGCUAGCACGUUAUUACCCACUUCUACUACUUUACUAUCAACCAGCACAGCAGAUUCUAGUUCAACAUUUCCAACAACAAUGCAAAGUUCAAUUGUUUCAUCAACUAGUGUGACUCCCAUUGGAGCUGGAGCUAGUAAUUUAGCAACAUCCACUACAUUGGGAGAUACUACUUCAUCAACAUCCACAAGAGGAUCCAUUACCAGUGAAACAUCUAGUUCAACAACUGCAACAAAACUGUCUAGUUCAACAGACUCUUCAGGUAGUACAACACCUACUAGUUCUGGAACUUCCACAUUGAUUUUAUCAACUACUAUAGGGUCUACAACUUUGCCAACAUCUAUUACCUUAAGUCCUACUUCUCCAUCAAGUUCCAAUACAACAGGAUCCAUUACCAGUAAAACAGCUAGUUCAAUGACUGCAACAACACUGCCUAGUUCAACAGCAUCUGCCACCGGUGAAACAAGUACUGCUUCAGCCACUACAACCAAUAACAUGUCAAUACCUAUUGCUGCUGGGACUACCACUUCAGCAACAUCCACUAUUACAGGCACAAUUGCAACCUCAUCAAAUAAAACAUUUACUGAUGUUAGCUUUACUGGAACAGUCACAGGUUCUCCUUCUGCAUCAGUCACCAGUGAUUCUGGCAGUAGCUCUACCACUGCCACUACUAUUGGUACAACAGGUACCUCUUCAACCACAUCAAUAUCCAUUGCUACUAAUAGCAUUGAAACUACAGUCACUGUAUUAAAUGGGACAACUGCUAAUCCAUCUAGUACUACUGGAUCAAAAGCUAAUGGAAGCACAUUUAAUACUUCCUUGGUUACAUUACCAGCUGGUACUAUCACAAACAGCACUGUGUCAACAUUGUCGGCUGGUACUGUAACACCAAGUACUACAACUACUAUUGGAAGCUUAAGUGCCACUGCAAUGCUUACUACUACUAUACUGGGAAAUAAGACCUCUGCCAACAUUAAUUUUACUUCCCUAUCCCCUGUUACCCAGGACAUAAUAAGUACUAGAACAGUUUCAGGUCCCACUGCAAACAUUAAUAGCACUCCUGCUUCUUCAUCAUCCACGGAGACUACAGUUAAGACCACAUUUGCUACAAAUUCUACUGGAUCAACAACUACAGAAAGUACCAUCAUUGCUUCUAUAGUAACACCUAUUGGAGCUGGGGUUAAUAGCAAAACCACUACUUCUUCUGAAACAAAAGCUACUGAAAACAAUGCUACUUCCAUUUCACUUACAGUAUCUUCUAUUCCUACGGCUCUUUUUAGCACAUCUGCUGCAGAACAGACCACUAUCACUGGAACCAUGACCAGUGCUGUUACAUUGUUAGAGUCCAAUGCUACUGCAACUCAUCCUAGUUCUACUUAUUCUACUAUCACAAACAGAACUGUGUCAACAUUGUCAGCUGGUACUGUAACACCAAGUACUACAACUACUAUUGGAAGCUCAAGUGCCACUGCAAUGAUGAUUACUACUACUAUACUGGGAAAUAAUACCUCUGCCAGCAUUACUUUUACUUCCCUAUCCCCUGUUACCCAGGAAAUAAUAAGUACUAGAACAAUUUCGGGUCCCAUUGAAAACAUUAAUAGCAUUACUGCUUCUUCAUCAUCCACUGAGAAUACAGUUAAGUCCACUUUUGCUACAAAUGCUACUGGAUCAAUAACUGUAGAAAGUACAAUUAUUGCUUCUAUAGUAACACCCAUUGGAGCUGGGGUCAAUAGCAAAACUACUACUUCUUCUGAAACAAUAGCUACUGAAAACAAUGCUACUUCCAUUUCACUUACAGUAUCUUCUAUUCCUACGGCUCUUUUUAGCACAUCUGCUGCAGGACAGACCACUAUCACUGGAACCAUGACCAGUGCUGUUGCAUUGUUAGAGUCCAAUGCUACUGCAACUCAUCCUAGUUCUACUUAUUCUACAACAUUAGCUGCUACCACUGCCCCGGGGAACAUCAACUCUAGCAGUACAGACUCUGUCUCUACUGGGACUAUAAUAAGUACUUCUCUCAUAUCAGAACCAUCUUCCACUGGAAUCAACAACAACACUGCUGCUAGUGGUAUCAACUCUAUUACCCACAUUUCUACCACUCUUGGUUCUUCCAGUACAACUAUUUCAACAGGACCUGUUUUCAUUGGAAGUACAAACUCUACAUCCAACAGUACUGUAACAAUGACUAUGCAAGCUACUAACAGCACAGUCACUGGAACAAACAAUAGCAACUACACUACUGGUGGUGUUCAACCUACUGGAACUAUUGCUUCUGUAUCCAUGACAGCAAAUACUAACACAGCAACCAUUUCUGGCACAGGCUUAUCUACAACAGCAAGCGUUACAUACUGGCAAAUAAUACUUUUUGGAUUGAUGUCGAUCUUAGGCAUGGGCCUGCUCAUAUGUUUAUUAUGUUGGAUAUUAGCGUGCUGCCGUACUCCUCGAUAUCCAAUUACAAGAUAUCCCAGUUACAGAACACAUUAUGGCUGGUAUAAUUUUUUUUCUGAAGCCACAGAUCCCGAGAAAGGAAUAAAAGGAGAACAUGAAAAAAGGCCUACAGUCUCUCGGGGAGUGUACCAUCCUCCGUUGCCAUCCAGUGCUGGCAUUCAUAAGUGAUGUACGAUGUACGAUAUUUAAUAGCUGAGACACUGAGACUGAAGAAUAUUUAUUAUAUUUUAUACUAUGUGUAAUUUUAUAAUUUAUGUUUAAAGUGGUGUACCAAAGAGGAAAAAAAUUAGAUCUGUCAUGAAUUAAAUAAUAUGGAAUAUUUUUGGUUUUAAGGGAUUCCAGGGUUUGUGGCUAAGCCACAAAAUAAAAUAACAUAGGUAAUACAAAUACUACCUUUUAUGGGAAAAUAGUGACUUUUGGACCACUUUACUAUUAAUAAUUUUUCCCUUAUAAUAUUCCUCCAAUUAACAACAUCUUGACCAGUAUAUUAUGGAUAGAUGCCCAAUCUAUAGGCAUGUCAAUAGAUCUGUGGGUCUUGGUGUCAUGGUUGAUCCGUGCUUUGUUCAUCUUCUAAAACUUUUUGGCAUUUGACCAUAGAACAUAUUACUGUAACUGUCCCCCUGCUCAGUGAUUAAUGCUACUAUAAGUGUUUCAGAUGCCCAGAAUUGAAACCAGUCCAUUAGAUUUCAAAAGAUUUGGUGUUAGGGAUCACACAUUUGAACUGAAGUCAAAAGACGGUAGUUUGCAAUAACAGACUUUUUCAACUCCUAGCUUAAUUGUUGAGACAUAACCACUAUUAUAACCAGUGCAACUCUCAUUUCAACAUCACUAUGCUGCUUGGUAAAUUUCAGCAAUUGCCAUAGAAUUUGUGGGAAGCUGCUUUUUUUCUUGAACAUUAGAAGUCGCCUGUGAUCAAUGAAAGAAGUCUUGAAGCUUAGGUACCUACAACCUUUAAUUCCAAAGUCUAUAUUGAUAUAAAGAAUAUUUACUGGGAAUGUCAAGGUUAGUCUGUGAUCUUGUGGAAGCUUAAACGUUCAUACAUAGGGAGUUUUUGUGCAAUACCCUGAAAAGACUUUCAAAUGUAUCUCUGCAAAUAUAUUAUAGAUUUUUGUAUGCUUGUAAAUAUAGAUUUCACAGAUACUGACCUCAGGCUUAGUUUUUACAUAUAAUUUAUUCACACAUUAUCAUUUUUUUUACCUUAUUUGCACUAAUUAUAUGCAAAGUUUUGCAUUUUUAUUUUUUUAUUUCGAUUUUUCUUUAUUUGAAUAUUUUUAUGUUGCUGUAGGCAUAGCACUCUUAAAUUAUAUUUAGGCAUGAUAUAUUCAUGGUAAUGUCAAUCACAUACUUGCAUUUUAUGUCUCUUGGGAACCCCAGUGGUGAGAUUCCACAAUAAUUCCCUGCUCUGGCCAACUUUAAACAAAAACAAAUCAUGAUGUGAUGGGCUUUCUAUAAUGUAAAAUAAAUAACUCAAGAAUCUAACAGCAUGCUCAUGACAAUUUUGCUGUGGCAUGGGUGGGCAUGUACACUACUGUAAGAAAACAUCAGCACCAAAGUUUCUAUGAGCUAAAAGGAGCCUAAGGGCAAAUCAUGUUCCUUCACCCACCAUCAGAUUUUGGUUGUCAAAGAAGAACAGAGGAGGAACAAUGAAAUUCAUCCUGAACAGCAAGUCUUUUAGUGAGAUAUGCAAUUAAAGGCCAACUGAGUAAAGUUUUACUGAUCAGGCUUAGGUGCAGGCAGGGUCAUGUAGCAAGUCCAGUAUGACAAUAACUCUUGCCAACACUCAAAACAUUUGGAUCAUUUCUUCUGUGUAUCCUUCAGGUAUAUCCUUUACCAUCUAACUUAUAAAAGGCUGAAAUUCUCCCACAGGCUUAUAUGGAUACAAAAUUUGUUAGAUGGUAAAAAAAAAAAAAAAAAAUGCAGAGCUAGCAUGGAACAAUAUUAUUAUAGAAAUGAGUAAUGCAAAUGCACCUGAUAAAAACUCUUCCAUUUAAAAAUCAAACUUUUAUGAUGCAUUUUUAAGGCCAGAACUCAAAAUCUGUAUCAGACAUCAAGUUUUCUUAAAUAAUCAAUGCUUUGCAGAGUUGAGGAGUUGGCUUCAAGAGUUGAAGAUUGCCAGCCACAAUGAUUUCUCUUUGAAAUACAGUACUUAUACAGUACUUACAAUAUGUUUAUGGUAAUAUUGGCUUAUGGGAAAGAAUAAAGUAAUGAAAUGGCUAAAUAGUUUGCAGUAUUUAUUUAACACUAGCAUGAUUAAAGGGAUUUUACUAAUGUGUCAAUGUCUAUAGCAAUUUGUAAGAUAUUGUAAUUUUGUACAUUUGUUAAAAUGUUUGUAUUUAUUACAUUGUAUAUUGUAUAAUAGAAAAAAAUAUUAAUAGUGUUAUUACUAUUAAAACAUACAUGCUGGACUAAA
Messenger RNA from Rana temporaria (common frog), 13135 nucleotides. RefSeq names its product mucin-2-like. NCBI's taxonomy places the organism in Eukaryota, Metazoa, Chordata, Amphibia, Anura, Ranidae. The transcript is spliced from 6 exons. The record is from RefSeq and is a predicted model, not a curated record. Bases 1 to 10893 code for a protein of 3630 amino acids.